AUGACCGUGAGCUACACCUGGGUUCAGUGGAACAAGCACAAAAAAACAUACGACCUGAUCAUGCUCGCACUGAGCCUGAUCUUCGUCGCGACCUUCAUCCUCACAAGCACGCUGGUCUACAAAGACGAUGAAUCAAUCUCCGCGAUGAUCCUCGCAAUGCGAGCGUUCGGCAUCCUCGCGAUCAUCCUCCUCCACAUCAUCCUCUGCAUCGGACCACUCGCGCGCAUCACGCCGCUCAUGUCUCCGAUCCUCUACAACCGCAGGCACCUCGGCGUCAUGAUGUUCUUCGCCGCCCUCAUCCACGCCGGACUCGCACUGCUCUUCUACGGCGCCUUCGGCGUCCGCUCACCCUUCGCCGGACUCUUCGACGGAUACCACGCAUACACCUCCAUCAGCGGCUUCCCCUUCGAGAUCAUGGGUCUCUUCGCACUCCUCAUCCUCUUCGUCAUGGCAUCAACCAGCCACGACUUCUGGCUCGCCUUCCUCACCCCGCGCCUGUGGAAAUCACUCCACAUGCUCGUCUACCUCGCCUACGCGUUCGUGCUCCUCCAUGUCGUAUUCGGUGCGCUCCAAUCAGAGCGACACCCCGCACUCGCUAUAGCACUCAUCGCAGGCGCCGUCACCGUGUCUGCAUUGCACAUCGUGAGCGGAUUGAAAGAAAUCAAACCGAGCCUGCAAGCACAAGAAGCAGACGCACCUUGGAUCGACAUCGGAUUGGUCAAUGACUUCCCAAUGGAUCAGGGGCGAGUCGUAUGUAUCGCGAAUCAAGAACGCGUCGCGAUCUUCCGUCACAAAGACGGCAUCUCCGCACUCAGCAACGUCUGCGCCCACCAAGCCGGACCACUCGGAGAAGGACGCAUCGUCAACGGCUGCGUCACCUGCCCUUGGCACGGCUACCAAUACCACGCCGACAACGGACAAAGCCCACCCCCAUACACAGAACGAAUCCCCACCUACGAGCUCCGCGUAGAAGGCGAGCGCGUCCUGCUCAAUCCAGAACCAAACCCGCCUGGUACCCCAGUCACGCCCGCAGCCGUACCCCCGAGCACAUCCAACAAUGAAGCGGGUGAAUCAUGA
This is a messenger RNA of Symbiodinium sp. CCMP2592, 1077 nucleotides long. The record is from the annotation of a GenBank genome assembly. NCBI's taxonomy places the organism in Eukaryota, Dinophyceae, Suessiales, Symbiodiniaceae.